GUGCUGCUGGCUUCCGCAAUGCUGGACAAGCUCACGCUGCUCGACUCGGUCGCGCUGCCCACCGCGGCGCUGCUCGGCGCAGUGCUGCUCGUCAUCGAUGUGCUGCUCGGUUCCGUGGCACACGUCAGACUGGUGCAUGUGCUGCUCGACUCGCUCGCGCUGGUCAAACUGGCGCUGCUAGAUUUUGCGGUGCUUGAGUCGGCCGCGCUCGUUAUCAGCGAUGCAGCGCUCGACUCAGCAGUGCUGCGCAACGUGGCGCUGGUUGAUUUUGACGCGGCGCCGAGCGUCGCGCUGCUUGAUUCCGCGGUGCUCGAGCAGGCCAUGCUGGACAGGGAGGUGAUGUACGAUCCUGCGGUGCUCGAAUUCGCGCUGGUCAGCGACGCGCUGCUCGACUCUGCGGCGCUUGAGACAGUCGUGCUGGUCAGCGAGGCACGGCUCGACUCCGUGGCGCACGACUCGGAGGUCCUGGGCAGCGACGCACUGCUCGACCCCGUGGCGCUCGACGCCGUCGCGCUGGUCAACGACGCGCUGCUUGACUCUGCGGCGCUUGACCUGGUCGCGCUGAAAAACGAGAUACUGCUCGACUCUGUGGCACUGGAGCCAGUCGCACUGGUCUCGGUCGUGCUGGUCAGCGGGGUGCUGCUCAACCCCAUGGUACUUGAGCCGAUCGCACUGGCCCUGGUCGCGCUGGUCAACGACGCACUGCUCAACUCUGUGGCGCUUGAGCCAGCCGCGCUGAUCAGCGAGGUGCUGCACGACACUGUGGUUCUGGAGCCAGUCGACUGGUCUCGGUCGCACUGGUCGGCGAAGUACUGCUCGACUCUGCGGUACUUGAGCCAGUUGCACUGGUCUCGGUCGCGCUUGUCGGUACUGCUCGACGACGCACUGUUCGACGCUGUGGCACUUGGGCCGGUCGUGCUGGUCAGCGAGGUACUGCUCGAACCUGAGGCGCACGAUCCUGCAGCGCUCGACUCGGUCGUGCUUGUCAGCGACGUGCUGCACGACUCUGUGAUACUUGAGCCAGUAGCGCUGGUCUCGGUCGUGCCUGUUAGCGCGGUGCUGCACGGCUCCAGGGUGCUCGAUCCCGCGGAGCUCGACUCGGUCGCGCUGGUCAGCGACAUCCCACGCACCGAUGUGCUGCUCGACUCUGUGGUACUUGAGCCGGUUGCACUCGUCAGGGAGGUGCUGCUCGACUCUGUGGUAAUUGAUCCUGACGUGCUGGUCUCGGUCGCGCUGGUCAGCGACGUGCUGCGCGACUCUGUGGUACUUGAGCUGGUCGCACUGGUUUCGGUCGUGCUGGCCAGCGCGGCGCUGCUCGACUCAGUGGUGUUCGAUCCCGUGGCGCUCGACACGGUCGUGCUGGUCAGCGACGUGUUGCUCAGCGUGGUGCUGCUUGAUUCUGUGGUACUUGAGCCCGUCGUACUGGUCAGCGAGGUGUUGCUCGACUCUGUGGUAAUUCAGCCUGUCGUGCUGGUCUCGGUCGUGCUUAUCAGCGACGUGCUGCUCGACUCUGUGGUACUAGAGCCCGUCAUACUGGUCUCGGUCGUGCGGGCCAGCGUGGUGCUGCUCGACUCCGUGGUGCUCAAUCCCGUAGUGCACGACUCAGUCGUGCUGACCAGCGACGUGCUGCUCGACGACGUACUGCUCGACUCUGUGGUGUUUGAGCUAGUGUUGCUUGUCAGCGAAGUGUUGCGCAAUUCUGUGCACUCGGAGAGGGAUGGAAGCCAUGGGCACGGCGGACGAGGAGUACGGCAGGAGAAACAGGCGAACAUGGCAGAGGCGGAACGCAGCCAACCGCUGCAGUAA
Molecule: messenger RNA, 1806 nt
Organism: Prorocentrum cordatum
Lineage: Eukaryota; Dinophyceae; Prorocentrales; Prorocentraceae
Source: the annotation of a GenBank genome assembly